AGCACUUUAAGAGUCGACCACAGAAUCAGCCCGUAGCGAGGAAACGAUGACAGCCUGUUGUUUCCUCCCUGAUUCACAGAGAACCGCACAGGAGGACUGGAGGUAGGAGGCAGUACCAGUACAGGCAGCAUGGGAAAAAAGGAGAGGCUGGAGUGAGCUGCUACUGCUUGCUCACUCACAUCAGCCUCAGCCAGAGUUCCAGGACACUAAGGUAACAUGAUGGUGGCUGAAAAUAUAUAAAGUGUGUGUCAAGGUGUUCAUACAUGUAGAUGGUGAAGAGCCACCUCCCUGAAAUGCAUUUUUCCAAGUUGGGAUGUAUGCAAAUGUGAUCUGUACACCUAUCUAUAUAUAUAUAUAUAUAUAACUACUAAUAUGCCAAAUGUAACAAAUUAUCCCAGUGUAUAACAUGGAUAAAGCUACUUAGCUUGCAGCUUCCCAAGGUCCCUUUCCUGUUGGUAACUGCAUACAAAUAUGAUACAAUAUAGAAAUUAGGAUACAACCACGUAUCUAAGGGGGAAAAAAAGGAUAACAAUUAAUAGUGCAACACUGUUGAUAAUCAAAGAGUGGUGCCCCCACUAAUUGUGGCACUCAGACUCCAAAUGUUUAAGGCACCUUAAGGUUGCCUUCUCUCUGUGGGAGGUCAGGAUCCUCUGCUAAUCUGCCAAAGUAUGAGGACCAGCACCAUAUUAUAAAGCAAGAAUGCCACUAGAAUCCCAGCAAUGUUUAUUAUUCUUGGCGUUCUGACUGUGGAGUGUUAAGCUUCCAAUAUUCUUCACUAGGCCGGCUGAACCUAAGGGAACACGUGACUCAUCCAAACGCCCAGUCCGCCUCCAGUAACCGACAGCUGCUACCAUAGAGAUUUGUCACAGGGCAAGAGAAGCACUUGCAGCGGAUAGAGCGGCACUGCCGUAGAGUUACCGUAAAGCGCCCCUGGAAAGGAGACUUUCUUCCUCCGGCAAGAUGGCGCAGACGAUGAAUAUUACCGACCUCUCGCUGCAGCAGUUGGAGGGGUUGAAAAGCCAGCUGGACCAGGUAUAUGGCCGUAACGUGUACUCAGUGCGGUGUCAUUCCAGCCCCAGCCGUAUGAGUGUAUAUGAGCGAGCGGGCAGGCAGAUAGCCCUGUGUGUGAGUGCCGUACAGCACGCCCUGGCUGCCCUGCAAUGAGCACAUGCUUACUCUGUUCAAGUUACAGGAGAAUAACAGUCACAAAAUAAUGUGUACCUAAUGCAUUAAGAUUUAUUUUAUUUGUAUUUUAUUUCUAAGCACCAAAGUACAUUAACCCCUUAAGGACCAAACUUCUGGAAUAAAGGGGAAUCAUGACAUGUCACACAUGUCAUGUGUCCUUAAGGGGUUAAAGCCUAUUGAUAGUUUAUGGUGCAGGCAGUCUUCAGAUUCUGCCUUUUGUUUUCUGUCAAAGGUGUUAAUUUAUGAAAGGGGAACAGUCAACUAGUCCCUGGCACAAAAGGGGAUUAUAUCUCUGGAUAUGCUGUGGUCAUGGUGUUUGGAGAAACCCUUUAAUAUGUAUUUGCGAGUUGUGAAAAAAAAAAACAUUUUUUUUUUUAGAAACAAUCAUUUCUUUGUACUGCAACUGGACACCUCCAUCUUGGUUACCUGUUAAGUUAUCUCUCUCUCCAUUGCACCAGGAAGUUGGUAUAAAGAAAGUAUGCAGAAAUUAAACAGUGGAGGUUAUGUAUAAAAACUGUUGUGUUCUGAAGUGCUAAAUGUGGGGCUGUUGCCAUAGGAACCAGCAGGCACAUUGCAUUGGUGACACCGUCCCUCUUCUGCUUUUCGGAACAGAUGCGUUUUUUUUUUUUUCAUAACUGUUAAUGUUUCUCCUCAUGUGGAAAGUGUGCCUGGACUGAAGUGUUUUAAUUUACCUUUACAUAAAAAAAGAGUUAAACGUUUUAUAGGUGAUUUUCAAUGUUUUAUUCAUUGUUGUAGUUUCCAUAGAAGUGAUCAUUCCACUUUAACUUUUUUGUGUCUGUCGACAUACCCUAUAUGAGGGCAGUCCAUUUUGCUAUUAUGAAGUGAGUGCCGCCAAUUGCAGCAAGACAUAACUAUUACCGGAUUUCUCACUAGUGAGGCAAUCCAGCAAUAGCCUCAUAUCAUUGGUGGUUAGUGGCAAUAUUACUAGGUUAUUGCUGGACGUAUCAAGCAAGAAACGUCAAGCAGUAGUAUUUCAAAGCCUGCCACUUGCAUCAGAGCUCUGUAACAGCAGAGCUUCUUAACUCCCAAACACCACAUCCUUCUAUGUUUUACCUAGUUAAUCAGUAAAUAUUAUUUGUAUAGCACAGAGUUAUUUAAUGAAUAUUUGUGAUUGCUUCAGGAAGUGGAGUUCUUGUCUUCGUCCAUCGCUCAGUUAAAAGUGGUACAGACCAAGUAUGUGGAAGCCAAGGAGUGUCUGAAUGUGUUGAAUAAGAAUAAUGAAGGUGAGUGAUCCUUCGUAAUCAGAUCCUUCUACUGAAUGUAUCCUAAUAACUGUCCAUCUUUUUAACGGUGUUUACAUCUCUUGCAGGAAAAGCCAUACUUGUUCCUCUGACAAACUCUGUAUCCUUUUUCCAUUGGAGCAGUGUUAUCCAGUUACUAUUUAAAGCAUAUUUAGCAGAUACCCCAUAUAUUUUAUUUGCAGUGUGGUAGUCCAGGACUACAGAGGAAGGUAUUUUUUACUUUCUUGAAUAUGUACCUUUCUUGAACAUAUAUAUCUCUGUGUUGUAAGUAAAUCUUGCCCUAAAGAACAAAUCAUUGCAUUUGGAGAUGACUAACAAAUCGAUUUGUUUGUACAUAGAUUAACACGUAUUUGAUUUGUUCAGUGCAGUUGAAAGAUAUUUGUGCAGAAGUCUAAUAACCGCACACCCAACAUGUAAACUGUUUUGUUGAAGAUUCUGUAUUUGUAUAUACGGUAGUUUAGAUUUUGAAGUAAUUUGGAGGCCACAUUCUGUUUUUGUGCUUGGAUUUUCUUCUUAACUCAUCUUGCCAUGCAGAUGUAUGUGCCUGGAACUCUGAAUGAUGUGGCAAAGGUGCUGAUAGAUGUGGGCACCGGAUAUUAUGUUGAAAAGGUGAGUACUGCUUACCUGCAUCUCGCGUUUCAUUUAAAGGCCAGCACUGUGCAACGUUGAUUAAGCUCGUUUGAGCGGGGUCCUCUCCAACCUAUCGUUCUUGUAAGUGUUUUUUUUUUUUUAAUUGUCCUAUUUAUAGUUAAAUCCCCCCUCUCAUAAUAUUGUAAAGCGCUACGGAAUCUGUUGGCGCUAUGUAAAUGAUGAUAAUAAUAAUAUGAACACUUAUUAAAUAACCAUGUGACUAUCAGAGUAAAAUUUAGUUGAUUUGCACGUUGUUGUAAUAUAUAUAUUUUUUUAAUAUAAUUUUUUUCUGUGGUCUCUUGCAUAUUUUAGAAUACAGUAAAUUAUGGUUGAUUCUUAUUAAGGGGCCAUAUUGCAGUUUUGCUCACCUAUAUUUCUGAUCUGUCUUUUUUUUUUUUUUUCUAUUCUCAAAUCUGUUUCCUCAGACUGUAAAUGAUGCCAAAGAUUUCUUCAAAAGGAAGAUAGAUUUUCUUACAAAGCAAAUUGAGAAGAUUCAACCAGCUCUGCAAGAGAAGCAUUCAAUGAAGCAAGGUGAGUUAGGAUCUCACCUAUAUUGGUAACUUGCCAUGAUAGCUAUAUUCUAUUCUUCCUCCACUACCCUUAAGUCCCAGCUUGUUAUUAUGACCAGUCAUGUUAUGGAUAUUUAUGGUCUCUGUAUUCAGUGACCAACAAAGUGGGUUUAAUAGCCUAGUUUAGAAAAAUAUGGAAAUAAAAUAUAACAAAAAAAGGAUUGCUGGUCUUCAUGUGGAAGUUGCGAAGCACAAAAAAUUGGCCAGUGUAUACGUGGUGUUGGGAGAUAAAGUUGGAAAGUUUACAGAAUAGCAUUUCUCUUCGGUAUCAAUAUGAGUGGGGGUGGACAAAUGGCUGCAGCUUAAAUGACCACUAUAGUGCCCUGAGGGUGCCCCCUCCCGCCGGGCUCUGGGGAGAGGAAGGGGUUAAACUUACCUCUUUCUCCAGCGCCGGGCGGGAGCUCUCCUCUCCUCCCUCUUCUCCUCCUCUUCGGCUGAAUGCGCAUGCGCGGCAGGAGCCGUGCGCGCAUUCAGCCAGUCCAUAGGAAAGCUUUCACAGUGAGAAGCACGCAAGCGCCUCUAGCGGCUGUCAAGAGACAGCCACUGGAGGCUGGAUUAACCCAUUUAUAAACAUAGCUGUUUCUCUGAAACGGCUAUGUUUAUUAAAAAAAAAAAAAGGGGUUAACCCUAGCUGGACCUGGCACCCAGACCACUUCAUUAAGCUGAAGUGGUCUGGGUGCCUAUAGUGGCUCUUUAAGUAAAUUGAAAAGUAGUGCUCCUUUACACAUAUUGGAAGCAUAGUUAUAUUUGCUUGUAGUGUCCCUUUAUAAAUGUGUAUGAUGAGUAAUGAAAUAUAAAUUGAUUAUUGUUAUGACCUACAGAAGCAGUUGGGGGUGGUGGGGAGUUGUUUGUACAUACUUCCCCUCCACGUAAAACAGCUGAUUUAUUUUUCUGUGAUUUGAGUAAUUCAGUGUUUUGCAUUCUUAAACCUUUAAUAGUUAAAUGGACACUAUAGGUAGCCAUACCACUUCAUCUCAUUGAAGUGGUCUGGGUGAGAGUCUGGGACCUCGGUGCUGAAAACAGGGAGGGGUGGAAGACCUAAUUAGGGACAGGUCAUACUAUAGCAUUAGUCAGUUUUGUAUUCCCAACGCCAGAGGGUUCAUUUAGUGGGACACUGUUGGUAUUAUCAUAACUACAGUUUCAGGUAGUGUGUAUUGUGCAAAGAGGCUAGCAUAAUUGUUUAAAAUUCGUCCAGGGACCCAUUGUCCAUAAUGAUAAUGCUGCAUUUACACAAUACCCAUAUGAAUUCUGUCCAAACUGGACUGCAGUGAUAGGCUGAGAGUGCUGGAGGCAGGCAUGUCUACUGUCCAUCGUCCAUUCAGUUUAAAGCUACCUCAGACACUCAAAGGGUUCAUACUGUUUGCCAAUGCUGUUAUUGUGCCAAUUGUUCUAAAAUGUGAGCAACUUUGAAUGUCUUAUUUCUGUGCUUGUAUUUUCCAGCUGUCAUCGAAAUGAUGAGCAUAAAAAUCCAACAGCUGUCAGCAGCUCAAGCUGGGACAUCCAAGGCUUAGGUCAAGCUCCAAAAAUGCUUCUCCUUAGAACUUCUCUGUGCAGAGCAGGAACGGCUCACUGCAUUUGAGGAGUGAAGGCUGAUUACUGAUGGCACUGGCCUAAUUUGUCAAUGCAGUAAAAAAAACAAAAAACCUUUCUGCUACAGGCAUCAGCCAAGUGGUUAAUCACAAACUACAGCUUCCUCAACAAAGGAGUUAACUUAUUAUGUUCUUUUUGUCAUGUGUUAUUUUUUUAUUCCAAACAUAAAAAGCAUUGAAAUGAAAUGUCUGUUUCCUUUUACUUUUUGAUUUCAUGUUCAGUUUGAUUUUACACUUGCCUUGCAGACGAAUUUACUGAACUCACAAGAACUGCAACAUCAUAAUUCUAAUUUAAGAGGCUGUCCAUCAAAUUCAGUCUUUCACGCAUAAAUGUUCCUGUUGUUGCUGCAAAAGAAGGCAAAAAACAGAUUUUAGAUGCAAUUUAGUUUGCCACAAAUAGACCGAUUUAAUUCUUCACUCUCAAAAAGAUAGAUUUCUCUUUUAGAUCCUCAAGCUCUCUUAUCCCACAUUGAAUAUGGUUUUUAAUAAACUGUACAGAAUCUGACAGAUUGACCUUUUUAGACACAGAAUUCCAUGUGUUCUUACUGUAAAGAACCCUUCCCUCUGCUAUAGGUGAAAUCUCACUUCGUUAUCUUUUGACUUAUUGUACAGUUCUAUUAAUGAACAGAUUACAGAGCACUUUUGUAUAUUCUUAUCCAUUCUAACAUGUUAGUUGUAAAUAAGCUCAGGUUUUCUAUUUUUUUUUUUAAACUAAGAUCAUCAAUUCCCCUUAUUAUAUUUGUAAUUUCCC
Pelobates cultripes (western spadefoot toad) is the source of this 5986-nucleotide messenger RNA. Lineage: Eukaryota; Metazoa; Chordata; Amphibia; Anura; Pelobatidae. The record is from the annotation of a GenBank genome assembly.